GGGGAUUUGGUUUGGUUGGGUUGAGGGGGUUGAUGUUGGAUGGGAAUUCGGUGGACGAUUCGUGGGGGACUUGGGUGUUACAGAAACCUUCAAUGAUCCGAAUCACGCCAAACACGGAAAAACCAAGGAUAACUAACGACUAACCCACACAUCGAACGGUCGCCCACAACACCAACCUCAUCCCAUCCGGUCUCUUAAUACUAGCAUCCCCUCGAUCUACGCUCGAGCGCGUUGUGAAUGUUGAAAGUCCGAGGGAGAAGAUAUGGAUACGUAGUCAGAAAUUGCAUAGGUGACGGAAAUUUUCGGAUUUUAGCUUGGCAUCUUGGCAUUCUGGGUAUGACACAUGUCGGGGAUGGUAAAUACUUCAGGGGUAAAUAUGAUCACAGCAUAUCAUAUCAGAUGAUCAGAUCGCGCACUUUGAUGAGAUCAGAUAUCACUUCUCGGCGAAACUGCUCGGUACAUAUAUGAUGAAUGAUCACAAUCACUCAGAAGAAAACUUACUAGCACAAUCCCGCUACCACCACUGCACAAAAACUCAACUACAGUCGAAACGAACACCACCCAUAACCGACAAUCAAGCAACCAAAAACGAAUGCUCUCCCGAACUCACCUCCUUCGCCGCCGCCUUCUCCUCGCCAUACCGACGAGCCGACCCUACAGCACCCUAAAAUCAACCCCCUCGCCUCCUCGCCUCCCCCCGGAAGCCCAAAAGGAAUUCGAGGCCCUCCAAAAAGCUGCGCGCGACUCCUUCAAGACUUCCACUUCUCCAGCCGCCCCGGCGGAGGCUCAUGUGAAGGUGGAGGACAUGUUGCACCCAGACGUGAGGUGUGGGGCGAAGCCGGAGUUUGAAGGGGAUGUUAACCCAAAGACAGGGGAGAGGGGUGGGCCAAAGAAUGAUCCGCUAAGGUAUGGGGAUUGGGCAUUCAAUGGGAGAGUUAGUGAUUUUUGAGGCCGGGGGGCGGGAGGGUAUGAUAGAGAUGGAGGUAGCGUAGACGGGGUCAGGUUAAGAAAUUUGGGGGGAGGAAGAAGGGUGGAGGUGUGCUGCGCUAUGCUGUGCUGUGGUGGUAUCGUGAUGGAUUGGAACGGGUCCGACUCGGCUCAAUUCAAGCACAAACAAGUGCGCUACUACUUUUGCGCUGUGGUCUAUUAUGGAAGGAGGGGGCUUCGGAGUUGUCUUCUGAUUCAUAUGCUCUGCCGCUGAUCUCCCAAUUGUACUGUAAAGUAGCUUCCUCACUCUCACACCGCCUCAUUAUUUUCUCCUCUUCUCAAAAAAUAAAUGAGUCUAUCAAGGCAA
This is a messenger RNA of Tuber melanosporum (Perigord truffle), 1294 nucleotides long. RefSeq lists its product as uncharacterized. The transcript is spliced from 2 exons. Gene Ontology annotation, cellular component: mitochondrion. NCBI's taxonomy places the organism in Eukaryota, Fungi, Ascomycota, Pezizomycetes, Pezizales, Tuberaceae. Bases 593 to 949 code for a protein of 118 amino acids. The record is from RefSeq and is a predicted model, not a curated record. Gene Ontology annotation, biological process: mitochondrial respiratory chain complex II assembly.